UCUUUUUCCGUUCCCUAUCAAUCAAACAAUCUGGGCCGCUCGCAAAAAUGCCCCGGGGCGAGGAGCGUGGACAAGGCGGCGGAGGGUGGUUUUUAAAUGGAAGCAGAAGCGGCAGCGCUACGGAAGGAAUAAAAAAAUAUAUGCAAGGGAGGGAGGGUAAAAAAUAUGUCUGCUUGUUGGGGGCAGAGGAGGAUUGUGUAAAGCAAAGGGCGAGCACUCCGAACGAGGCCCAACAUGUUAGCGCGGAGGGAGGGGAGGGAGACGGCAGCUGUCCCUGCCUGUGUGAUUGAUUGAUGGGGAAGGAUUUGAGAAGAAAUCGUGCCAGCCUCGUGUCCAGUCCUCUACUUGUUGCUCUUCACAGCUGAUUUAAACUAGAACGUUUAAUAAAACCACUCUGAUCGGCGCGAACGGGACUGGGGCUGUCACAUUAAGCGGUUACACGGCUCGCUGCAUAUCAAUCCGCAGCGGGGUCUUUUUCGCUGCCAGGCUUGCUAGGUUAGCAUGUUUUUAUUUUUAAACUCCGGUUAUUCCGCCUUGCAAAUAUGGCGCUCUGCAUCUAGGUUGCACCAUUGCAGCAAGUAAAACGUAAUAAGCACCAGGUCCCCCCGCGAUGGCUACAGCUAGCGCUAGCUCCACCAGAGCUAGAUGAGCUAACGCUAGCGCUACAGCACGGCUCCGUGUGAAGGACAAACAACCGUUAUUGCUACCGAGCAACUUUGUUAAUGGAUGUUUCAGUCCUAGAAGGUAGCCGGCCCAAAUAAUGACAUUAAUACUUCUCUCUUAUCACCGCCUAAAGCGACACCGACUAACGGCUAAUUUAUGGUGGGUGUGUUGAGUUGCACCGGAACGCUAACAACACAACACGGACCAGCGUUGGGGACAUAAACAUAAAACACAAAUACAGAUGAACGAUUAGUUUGUCAUUAAACCACCAGUGAUGUUGAAAUUGAGUUAUUUGUUCAUCAGCACAUUCUUUUGCAGCUGUAAUUCAUCUGGCACUUCAUACGCAUAAACCCAGCAUGUCCUUCAUCUUAACUAGCCUACUAAGCUAAUGAUCUUUGUUUGUGAGGAGAGGAUGACUGACACGUUUUGUACCUGCACUGAUGGCAGUUUUACUGAACUUGUGUAUUGUGUAGGUUGGCUACCUGUCCCUGCUCUCUAUAAUGCCCCAGUGGUUGCCGUGUCUGCAGUGAGCGUGAUGGCAGCCCAGUCGGUUUCCAUAGACAAAUACCCAAAGGGAGAGCAGCAGAUGCAAAGUGUGUUAAAGGUUGACCACUCGGAGCAGAGCUUUGCAGAGGUCGAGGUGCCCAUGCCAUCACCUGAACCGCAGACCCCUAUGGACGCAGACAAAGCAUCUAUAUAUCGGCACCCUCUCUUCCCUCUGCUGGCCCUGCUGUUUGAGAAGUGUGAGCAGUCCACUCUCAGCUCUGAUUGCAUCACCUCAGCCAGCUUUGAUGUGGACAUUGAGAACUUUGUUCAUUGUCAGGAGAAGGAGGGGAAGCCCUUCUUCAGCGAGGAUCCUGAACUUGACAACUUGAUGGUGAAAGCCAUCCAGGUGCUGCGGAUCCACCUGCUGGAGUUAGAAAAGGUGAGCGAUCUGUGUAAGGACUUCUGCAGCCGCUACAUCGCCUGCCUUAAGACCAAGAUGAACAGUGAGACUCUACUGAGUGGAGACCCAGGUAGUCCAUACUCACCCGCACACGGCCAGCCACAGAACUUCUCCCCCACCAAGACUCAGGUGUGCAAUACCCCCAGCUCCAUCUCCAGCGCCAUCAGUCCCCAGGGUCAGAUCGUGGUGCCUGCAUCUGCCCUGCAACAAGGAAAUGUUACUGUUACCGCUGUCAACCCCAACCAGGUGGUCACAGGAGGCACAGUUUACCAGCCAGUCACAGUCGUUACUCCUCAGGGCCAGGUGAUGACACAGGCCCUGUCCCCUGGGACGAUACGCGUCCAGAACAAUCAGGUACUCGCCUCAUGGUGCUGCUUAGAAGAGACAGCAGAGAGGGGACCUCACUGGUUCUCACUGCAGACUCUAGAUGUCCACGGUGUGUGUGUGUGUGUGUGUGUUCAGCUUCAGCUGCAGUUUCAUCAGGAUCUGAACCUCUUCAAUCAUGACGACAACUCAACCAAGAACAAGCGCGGUGUUCUCCCCAAACACGCCACCAACGUCAUGCGCUCUUGGCUUUUCCAGCACAUCGGGCAUCCUUACCCCACAGAGGAUGAAAAGAAACAGAUUGCAACCCAGACAAACCUGACGCUGCUGCAGGUCAACAACUGGUUUAUAAACGCUCGGAGACGAAUCUUGCAGCCGAUGUUGGACGCCAGCUCUUCUGAAGCCCCCAAGACCAAGAAGAAAACUCCCCAGAAUCGUCCGCUGCAGCGCUUCUGGCCAGACUCCAUCGCAACAGGAGGCGGCACUCCGCAGCAGGUCGCCAUGCCAGACGGUACCAUGGUGACGAUGAACAUGGAGGGUCUACAGAGUCUGACCUCCGAUGGAGCCACACUGGCGGUGCAGCAGGUGAUGAUGGGAGGCCACAGCGAAGACGAGUCAGAGGACAGUGGAGACGAGGAUGAUGAUGCAGACAUGGCCAGGCUGGGCCUGGACCACAGUGACUCGUUGCAGUAGAGGACACGCUCUUUCUCACUCUGAUCUACACACACAGGACGUGCAGACGUGGGUCUAGUCAGCGCAGACACAUGAGGUUUACAUCCAGCACAAACGUACAGCACCUACCAGAGGAGUUCUGUACUCUUCCAGCCCUCCUUCCUGCUAGCGUGUGUGUGUGUGUGUGUGUGUGUGUGUGUGUGUGUGUGUGUGUGUGUGUGUGUGUGUGUGUGUGUGUGUGUGUGUGUGUGUGUGUGCAUCAGGAGUUUCACUUUUGAAACGGUUUUUUAAUACGUUUAUUCAUGUAGGUGAGUGCACUUUUUGUAUAUUUAAGCUCUAAAAUAUAAAAUCAGUUAGAAAAGAAAAAGACGUGUUGAGAACACCAGAAGCUACUUCGUAUGCUCCGUUAAUACAUGUUGACUGAUUUGUUUGUUUCCCUUGCCCCGGUUCCCGUUGAGUUUUCUUUUGGUUUUGGAUGCCAACACUUGGAAGUAAGUUGUAUACGUAACGGAUCGUCUUCACUUUUGCAUGCCUGUGUUUUGAGUAGAUGUGCACACUCCUCCAGCUGACUCCACGGCUCCUGGGCCUCCGAGGGCUGAGCUGAGCACAAGUGGAGCGAGUGAGAAAAUCGUAGAGAUGCUUAUUUUUCUAUACAAACAUAUGGAAUUAGUGUUUUUGUUUCAUUUUGUGUUCCGUUUUGUAAGGAGUAUUUAUGUACAGAUUCGUAAUGAAACUUGGCAACCCUGUUUUUCAGGGUUCUUUGAAGUUUUCUAAAAACAGCAGAAGAAAAUGGAUGCUGAUGAAAUUGCUAUUUAAAUUGGUUUUAAAGUUACGAUACUAACAAGGCCUUAUCUGUGUUCUUUUGUAAAGACUUCUUACCAAGAAGCACAAACGUCUGACCCUUUGGUGAAAUCGGUCAAAGAGACACUAAACUGCAGGACUAGGGAAAGCGACGGUUUGGGAUUUCUCUGUGUUCUGAAACUUUGCUGUAAAUCUGACAAAUAACCUUUUGUAGCAGCCCGACUGCAGCGCUCCAGUCGUUUGAAGUACAGCUCCAGUUGGAGCUACAUUGUGUAUACCAUACGUGCAUCUUUGAAUCGUUCCACUGGACUUGCAUCAGCUCUGCCUUCUCACAUGCACAAUCCAGAACACUAUGCUAACCACACAAUCAUGGGGCAGAAGCCUCUGGAGGGAUGGUGUCAACCAGAACCAUGUCAGCCAGAAGCAGUGGACAUUUUGCACGCUUUUAUUUCCAUACAUGUUCUCUAUACUACAUUGAAAUGUACUUUUGGAAUCCAUGUCUCUGACCUGCAUUAAGGACUGGGAUGAAGCUCCACCGCUUCACCACUACAGAUUCAUGCAGGGAAGGAUCUGAAAUCCCUGGGUGGAGGUGUGAUUACUGCACAAAGUGGGGUGCCUCUUGUUUGAAUCACUGUAACAUAGUGGACGACAGCUGCAGUAAUCUGGUUUUUAGCCCUUUUGGUUACUUUUUGAUGUGGCCUCGCAGAGCUUUGUUCUUCAUUUGGGUUUGUCUUGCUUUUGAUGAAGCGAUGUUCACUGUUCUCUUGUCUGUUUUGCCUUAGAGCUUUAUAUUUUGGAAUAAACAAUGCCUAACUCUC
This is a messenger RNA of Nothobranchius furzeri (turquoise killifish), 4224 nucleotides long. RefSeq names its product pbx/knotted 1 homeobox 1.1 (gene pknox1.1). Gene Ontology annotation, biological process: angiogenesis; regulation of transcription by RNA polymerase II. Gene Ontology annotation, molecular function: RNA polymerase II cis-regulatory region sequence-specific DNA binding. Lineage: Eukaryota; Metazoa; Chordata; Actinopteri; Cyprinodontiformes; Nothobranchiidae. The record is from RefSeq and is a predicted model, not a curated record.